Messenger RNA from Nicotiana tabacum (common tobacco), 1491 nucleotides. RefSeq names its product putative protein phosphatase 2C 14. The record is from RefSeq and is a predicted model, not a curated record. NCBI's taxonomy places the organism in Eukaryota, Viridiplantae, Streptophyta, Magnoliopsida, Solanales, Solanaceae. Gene Ontology annotation, biological process: protein dephosphorylation. Gene Ontology annotation, molecular function: protein serine/threonine phosphatase activity; cation binding.
CAUUCCUAGCCGUUGGAGCCACCUUCCAGUCUCAGUUCAACUUUAUUCACAGAGUUUCACAAUCAAAAUGCAGAAAGGCAUUUCAACAACCACAGUAAUGAAUGACAACAAUAACAUAGCCACUACUGAUGAGAAUCAGAACAUAAAUGCUGAUUCUUUCUGUUCUUUGAAACGGAAAAGACCCCCUAAGAUAGAGAUCCCCAGUUUGUUGUGUGAGAUUCGAGUGAAUUCAGAGCCGUGUUUCAAGAAUGAUGCAGCUGUCACAAAACAUCCCAUUUGCUUCAGUGGUCAUGGGGUCGGCCUUUUCUGCCGCAAAGGCAAGAAAACCAUCAUGGAGGAUACCCACAAAAUAAUUUCUAGCUCAAAUGUCAAAAGGGGGUUUUUUGGGGUAUAUGAUGGACACGGAGGGCGAAAAGCUGCAGAAUUUGUGGCAGAAAAUUUACACUCGUAUGUAUUUGAAAUGCUCGACAAUGGUUCCAGUACGACGAGAGAAAAAGCUAUUGAGGCUGCUUAUUUGAAAACUGAUCAGCGGUUUUUGAAACAGGGUUUGGGCAGUGGUGUUUGCUGUAUCACGGCGUUAAUUGAAGGAAAGGAGAUUAUAGUUUCAAAUUUGGGAGACUGUAGAGCGGUUCUAUGCAGAAGUGGAGUUGCUGAAGCCCUCACAAUAGAUCAUAGAGCUGAGAGGGAGGAUGAGCGGAAGAGAAUAGAGGAUAAGGGAGGAUAUGUUGAACUUCACAGAGGAGGUUGGAGAGUACAUGGUGUUCUCUCUGUCACCAGAAGCAUUGGAGAUUCUCAUUUGAAGGAUUGGGUACCAGCUAAACCUGACACCAAAACACUCAUUUUGGCACCAGAUAUGGAAUACCUUGUUUUAGCUUCUGAUGGUCUUUGGGAUGAGGUGGGCAAUCAGGAGGCUGUGGAUAUCAUAAUGCAGUAUUGUCCAAGGGAAAAGAGAAUGCAACUUCCAGUGGAAAAGGGAAAGGAAUUUUAUUGUUUAAGUAGAAGUCCUUCAAAGUUACGACGAGUUCCCAUAAUCAAGUCAAACAGAAGGAAAAGUCAUUCGCCGUGCUGUAAGAAAAGUGUCAACAGUGAAGAUGAAUUUGGCAAUGAAAAUGAAAGUCCUCCGAAAAAGGCAAGGCGAGUUUCAACAAUGAACCAAACAAAGAUGAUGAAGAUGAAAAUUCAAGAAAAGAGUGGUUUGAACAAGAAGCAACCAUCCAAUGCGCUUGUGGCUGCAUGCAGAGAACUUGUAAACCUAGCUGUGUCAAGGGGUAGUUGGGAUGAUAUCACUGUAAUGAUAAUCGAUCUGAGUCACUUCAAAUGCUAGUUUAGUACUGUUAGUCCGGUCAUCCUUAGGAAGAUUUAGUUGCAUAUACCUCAGAGAUUAGCCCUGACAGAUGAUUCUUUAAUUCUUUGAAUAAUCAUGUAUGACAUAACAAAAACUAUAUGAUUUAUCUAUGAAAUUGUGGAAUAAUAUGGGAUGUGUUCUGUUUA